Molecule: messenger RNA, 1443 nt
Organism: Baudoinia panamericana UAMH 10762
Lineage: Eukaryota; Fungi; Ascomycota; Dothideomycetes; Mycosphaerellales; Teratosphaeriaceae
Exons: 2
Coding region: 1-1443 (480 amino acids)
Source: RefSeq, a predicted model, not a curated record
AUGUCACCGCCAUUCGUCAUCACGCCGCGGCAUAUCUUUGACACGCCGCCAGACAGCGCCACCACCACCGAGCCCCCCUCCACCGCCGUACCAGGAGCCUGCUUUCCGCCCUCUCCUCCACCAUCUCCCAAAGCGACCACCCGCUCGUACUCACCGAGCGCCGCCGACGACGUCUUCCGCGCCCUCCGCCUCCACCACGCCGGACAUCUCCCACACAGUCAGGACUGGCAGACCUUCCGCCUGAAACGCGCUGCCUUUGCCGACCUCCAGCAACGCCUUUCACAGGAGGUAGCCUUACUACAUCACUACUCCGAGCGUGUCCGGUACGACUACGACCCGGAAGCGGAAAGGUUCACCCUUCGCAUGCCAACAUGGGUGCAUGAGCUCUACAUCAGCCUGGUGCGGAAGACGAUUACGGAUGCUGUAAACGCCCUUGCGGAGAAGCUUUGUCGGAGUGAGGAUGGCGGGAAGAGGAGAGUAGGUGAGGCGCUUAGGAGAGUGUAUGAGGGUGGCAGUCCGACGCUGAGGCUGUGCGUGCCAAGCUUGGAGGGGAGUAGUCAGGAAAGCGAUGGAGAGGAGAUGGUGACUAGGAGGAGUCCCGACGCGACAUGGAUCUAUGAGUCGGUGGCCGCGAGCAAUGGGUAUCCGCCGUUGGUCCUUGAAGUCUCCUACUCACAGCAACGUAAAGACCUACCACGGCUCGCCGAAAGCUACAUCGUCGACUCCAGCCAUGGGGUGAGGUGUGUGGUGGGUCUGGAUAUCCCGUACGCUUCCAGCACUAUCAAGUCUGAGGCAGACUCAUCGACAUUCGAUGAUUGGACAAAUACGCCGGCGACGGUAUCAGUCUGGCGCGCUGCUAUCGAGACAGACGCGGAAGGCGACAAUGUCGGCAUCUGCAGGCAGGACGUCGAUUCUGCCGACCUGUGCGGUACGCAGUCAGAGUCAUCAACCACGCCUACCGCUAUCAUUCCUCCGAGCAGCAGCCUCGAGUUGGACGUCCAGGACUUCCUUCCUCCGCACAUCACAGCCUCACUCCCAUCUUCCGCCAUUGACAGCGAGAGAAUCAGCAUCCCCUUCACCACCCUCCACACCCUACUCACACAAACCAUCGAGCGCACGACGCAAGGUACAUCUUCUUCUUCCGUCUCCGACCAACCCACUACUGCCGCCCGACCACCCCUGCGCUUUCGCAAACGUAAGCGCUCGCCUUCUGAGGAAUUGUCCGAUGACCGUGAAGACUUGUACUUGCGGCAGGAGCUUUCAGACAUUGCAAAGGAGGCGAGGAGGGAUGAGGAGUGGGCGGCCGCGGCGAAGAGGCGCAGUCGGAGUCGUGGGAGGAGGGUGGUAGUGAGGAAGGAAGAGGAGGCGAGUGAGGGAGAGGAGAAGAAGCCAUUUGCGCUGCCGCGAAGAAGAAGCGAGAGAAUUGCUGAGAAGGGUGGGUGA